AUUGCUGCUUCAGUGGCACAUCAAUCCAUCAAACGUUGUUAGGAUACAUGAACACAGAGAGAGGUCAACCCAUGACGAUAACUCUGACUCAAGAAGAACGAGCCCAACACCCUGUGACUCAUCAGCAGAGAGUUAUAAUAGAAAACUACCAUGGUGAAAAACUUGUGGGAAUAUUGCAUGAUACAGGUUCAAAGGAGCUUGUUAUAGUGUGCCAUGGAUUUCAGUCCUGGAAGGAGCGCAUUCCGAUGGUGAACCUUGCUGCUGCUCUAGAAAAAGAAGGAAUCAGUGCCUUUCGCUUUGACUUUGCUGGCAAUGGGGACAGUGAAGGUUCUUUCCAUUAUGGUAACUAUCGUAGAGAAGCUGAUGAUUUACGUGCAGUAAUCCAACACUUCCGUAUGGAGAAACGUGUAAUAACUGCAAUUACUGGGCACAGUAAAGGGGGAAAUGUGGUGCUCUUGUAUGCUUCAAAGUUUAAUGAUGUUCCUAUAGUUGUCAAUAUGUCUGGCCGUUUCAAUCUGGAGAGAGGCAUUGAAGGCCGCUUGGGUAAAGAUUUUUUACAAAGAAUCAAGGAAACUGGAUUCAUUGAUGUUUGGAAUAAAAGAGGGAAGUUUGAGUAUCGUGUUACUGAAGAAAGUUUGAUGGACCGACUAAGUACUGAUACUCAUGCAGCCUGCAUUUUGAUUCAUCCAGACUGCAGGGUGUUGACAGUUCAUGGAUCCAUGGACAGAAUUGUACCAGUUGAAGAUGCUAUGGAGUUUGCCAAGUUCAUACCUAAUCAUAAACUACACAUUAUAGAAGGAGCUGAUCAUGAAUACACUUCAUGUCAAGAUGAGUUGGCUUCAGUAGUGGUCGAUUUUGUUAGGACACAUUCUCAUCAGGAUAGAGAUAUGUCUGAGCAGUUAUCUUCUUGCACAAGAGUGGAUGGAUCCAUACAAUCUCGAUUGUGAUAGAUUUUUCAUCACUAUAAUCAGACUCACUAACGACAGAAAAAUAGCAGAAAUUGUUUGGAAUAAAUUGUGCCAGUGCCCUGAUGUUAAUAAGUUGACCUACUCUACCUAUGUCCUAAUUCCUGACCUAAAGUUCAUCACUAUAGAUGAAGUUGUCAAUCCACAGAGACAAAGCUAAAGGCUUUCCUGCUUGGGCAUCAGGCAAUUUUAUCCAUUUGGGGGUUGAAGGAUUUGGAAUUCAAAUUGUAUUAUAAGCAUGAUCCUUAUGCUACGGUUUAGAGCCCAAUGUAACAACUUCUAUAGUUAUAGAUUAGUGGGUACAUUUGCAGUAUUCCGUAUAUUUUAAUCUCACCGAACUUAUCAGAAAAUUUCCCUUUUGUCAAAGAAAACUUUUCUGCUCUA
This is a messenger RNA of Quercus lobata, 1349 nucleotides long. Its product is annotated as alpha/beta-Hydrolases superfamily protein. The record is from RefSeq and is a predicted model, not a curated record. The transcript has 7 exons. NCBI's taxonomy places the organism in Eukaryota, Viridiplantae, Streptophyta, Magnoliopsida, Fagales, Fagaceae. Bases 48 to 947 code for a protein of 299 amino acids.